This is a messenger RNA of Neopsephotus bourkii (Bourke's parrot), 637 nucleotides long. RefSeq names its product ciliary microtubule inner protein 1 (gene CIMIP1). NCBI's taxonomy places the organism in Eukaryota, Metazoa, Chordata, Aves, Psittaciformes, Psittacidae. The coding region runs from base 9 to 404 and encodes 131 amino acids. The record is from RefSeq and is a predicted model, not a curated record. The transcript has 4 exons.
CCGCGGGUAUGGCGCAGAGCCGCAGCCACCUGGCGAAGUCGUGCAACAUGGUAGAGCAGGACAACUGCUGGAAAAAAUACAUUGAAACUGAACUAGAGGCUGCAAAAACAUGGUCUCAUAAAUGGGGAUUCUUGAAAACACCUCUUGACGAGUUGAUUCACGAUAAGGAAGAAAACACAAGCCCCAAGAUAGAGCUUCCAGAACAUCUGCAGGUUCGACCUGUGACGCCUGUGGAGAAAUACAUUAAGGUGCUUCCAUCUCCUCCAGUACCUAAGACUACCCAGCGGUUUAUUGGUUGGAGAUCAGCCGUUCCAGAGUUGCAACUUGAACGUGGUUUUCAAAUCCAAAGCUGCAAAGGUUCCUUUUUCAAGGAUCUGAAGUGGCCACAUGAGCCCUCUGACUGACAUUAAUGAAAUAACAGCUAGGCACACAGAUCCAUUUGCAUCCCUAAGGAAACAUUCCAGGGUAGACUGUUGGACUGUUAAACACUUAUGCUCUAAAAAAUCCACACUGAUUUUGGUAAAGCGUGAACAUUUUAAUGUAGCAUUUUACUUGUUAGAGCUGUGGCAUCCAAGCUGUUAACAAUGCUUUAGGUUUACUUUGAAGUAACAGUGAAUAAACUCCUAUAAAGAUCACA